Molecule: messenger RNA, 1188 nt
Organism: Seminavis robusta
Lineage: Eukaryota; Bacillariophyta; Bacillariophyceae; Naviculales; Naviculaceae
Source: the annotation of a GenBank genome assembly
AUGACUUAUUUUGGCUGCUACCGGAAUGCCUUCAAUGGCAGUUUGCCAUUGGAGUUGGGAAUGUUGACCGACUGGGGAGAAAUGUUCUUUUAUGGGAAUGCCUUCACGGGAUCCAUACCAACUGAGCUUGGAAUGUUAACCAGCAUGAAAGGAAUUUACCUGUUUCAGAACGCAUUGACAGGCACUCUUCCAAGUGAGCUUGGUCUCCUGUCCAACAUGACCGAUCUUCAAGUUUCUGGAAACUCCCUCAGUGGGAGUGUCUCCACAGUGCUUGGGCUGUUGACUCAUGUGAAGAAGUUGUACCUUUUUGACAAUGCCUUUACGGGUUCUUUGCCAAGUGAGCUUGGUCUUGUGACAAGUUUGAGUCGGCUAGAGUUGGAUGCAAACUCUCUCAGUGGUCCCAUACCGUAUCAACUUGGGAUGCUCACAAGCUUGGCAUCACUAUACCUUUCGGAGAAUUCCUUCACAGGCUCUUUGCCAAGCACACUAGGCAAUCUGAUCAGCAUGGAAAGAAUGUACAUGGCUGGCAAUGCCUUCACAGGCUCUUUGCCCAGUGAGUUUGGACUGCUAGCCAACAUCAAAAUCCUGGACCUCUCUGAGAACUCUCUCCAUGGAUCACUACCAUCUACCGAAUUGGGAAGACUAGUCAAUAUAACCAGUUUGAACUUGUGGGGCAAUUCUCUGUCUGGUUCUCUGCCAACAGAAGCUGGAUUGCUGACACAGCUGACAGUUUUGAGUCUGAGAAGCAAUUCAUUGGAUGGACGGUUGCCCAGUGAAGUUGGAUUGCUGACACAACUGUCUGGUCUGUGGCUCAACGACUGUCCCUUCUCUGGUGCUAUUCCAAGUGAGCUUGGGUUGAUGGAAUCUUUGGAGAUACUGAACCUCAGCAACAACUCUUUUGCAGGGUUGGUCAUCUCUGAGUUGGGGCAGCUUGCAAAUCUACGGCAACUGGAUCUUUCAUCAAGUCCACCCUCCCUGAGAGGACCAGUUCCUUUUGAUUGCUUGCCCAGUGGUCUAGGCAGUCUGGAUAUCUCUGGCAGCCCUGGUUUGGUAGGCAGCAUCCCAGAAGAGCUUUGCUUCCUUCAAAAUUCUUCUUGUUUGCAUGACGUGUUCUAUGCUUCUGCUUUGCCUUGCUCCCUUGACUUUGAUUGUUCCAACUUGCUUUGCGGAUGUCUUUGUGCAUGUUGA